GCCAGGGCGGGAGCGGCUGGCGCCGCGCGGCCAGGACUGUCUGAGGAGAAGUUCGCGAGCACUGGCUAUGGGUCCUGGGACGCGGCUGGCGGCGCUGCUGGCGGUGCUGGCGCUCGGGACAGGAGACCCAGAAAGGGCUGCGGCUCGGGGUGACACAUUCUCGGCGCUGACCAGCGUGGCGCGCGCCCUGACGCCCGAGCGCCGGCUGCUGGGGCUGCUGAGGCGGUACCUGCGCGGGGAGGAGGCGCGGCUGCGGGACCUGACUAGAUUUUAUGACAAGGUACUUUCUUUGCAUGAGGAUUCAACAACCCCUGUGGCUAACCCUCUGCUUGCAUUUACUCUCAUCAAACGCCUGCAGUCUGACUGGAGGAAUGUGGUACAUAGUCUGGAGGCCAGUGAGAACAUCCGAGCUCUGAAGGAUGGCUAUGAGAAGGUGGAGCAAGACCUUCCAGCCUUUGAGGACCUUGAGGGAGCAGCAAGGGCCCUGAUGCGGCUGCAGGACGUGUACAUGCUCAAUGUGAAAGGCCUGGCCCGAGGUGUCUUUCAGAGAGUCACUGGCUCUGCCAUCACUGACCUGUACAGCCCCAAACGGCUCUUUUCUCUCACAGGGGAUGACUGCUUCCAAGUUGGCAAGGUGGCCUAUGACAUGGGGGAUUAUUACCAUGCCAUUCCAUGGCUGGAGGAGGCUGUCAGUCUCUUCCGAGGAUCUUACGGAGAGUGGAAGACAGAGGAUGAGGCAAGUCUAGAAGAUGCCUUGGAUCACUUGGCCUUUGCUUAUUUUCAGGCAGGAAAUAUUUCCUGUGCCCUCAGCCUCUCUCGGGAGUUUCUUCUCUACAGCCCAGAUAAUAAGAGGAUGGCCAGGAAUGUCUUGAAAUAUGAAAGGCUCUUGGCAGAGAGCCCCAACCAGGUGGUAUCUGAGGCUGUCAUCCAGAGGCCCAAUACACCCCACCUGCAGACCAGAGGCACCUACGAGGGGCUAUGUCAGACCCUGGGUUCCCAGCCCACUCUCUACCAGAUCCCUAGCCUCUACUGUUCCUAUGAGACCAAUUCCAAUGCCUACCUGCUGCUCCAGCCCAUCCGGAAGGAGGUCAUCCACCUGGAGCCCUACAUUGCUCUCUACCAUGACUUUGUCAGUGACUCAGAGGCUCAGAAAAUUAGAGAACUUGCAGAACCAUGGCUACAGAGGUCAGUGGUGGCAUCAGGGGAGAAGCAAUUACAAGUGGAGUACCGCAUCAGCAAAAGUGCCUGGCUGAAGGACACUGUUGACCCAAUGCUGGUGACCCUCAACCACCGCAUUGCUGCCCUCACAGGCCUUGAUGUCCGGCCUCCCUAUGCAGAGUAUCUGCAGGUGGUGAACUAUGGCAUCGGAGGACACUAUGAGCCUCACUUUGACCACGCUACGUCACCAAGCAGCCCCCUCUACAGAAUGAAGUCAGGAAACCGAGUUGCAACAUUUAUGAUCUAUCUGAGCUCGGUGGAAGCUGGAGGAGCCACAGCCUUCAUCUAUGCCAACCUCAGCGUGCCAGUGGUUAGGCACUGUUUUGGUGGAACCUGCACAGGAGUGGUGAAGGGGACAGUGACACACUUCAUGCUGGUUGUCCUGUCCUGGUGGGAGAUAAGUGGGUGGCCAACAAGUGGAUACAUGAGUAUGGACAGGAAUUCCGCAGACCCUGCAGCUCCAGCCCUGAAGACUGAACUGUUGGCAGAGAGAAGCUGGUGGAGUCCUGUGGCUUUCCAGAGAAGCCGGGAGCCAAAAGCUGGGGUAGGAGAGAAGAAAGCAGAGCAGCCUCCUGGAGGAAGGCCUUGUCAGCUUUGUCUGUGCCUCGCAAAUCAGAGGCAAGGGAGAGGUCGUUACCAGGGGACACUGAGAAUGUGCCCCAGCCACGGGAGUCAGAGUAGGAUGCACAGUACAAAGGAGGGGGGAGUGGAGGCCUGAGAGGGAAGUUUCUGGAGCUCAGAUACUCUCUGUUGGGAACAGGACAUCUCAACAGUCUCAGGUUCGAUCAGUGGGUCUUUUGGCACUUUGAACCUUGACCACAGGGACCAAGAAGUGGCAAUGAGGACACCUGCAGGAGGGGCUAGCCUGACUCCCAGAACUUUAAGACUUUCUCCCCACUGCCUUCUGCUGCAGCCCAAGCAGGGAGUGUCCCCUUCCCAGAAGCAUAUCCCAGAUGAGUGGUACAUUAUAUAAGGAUUUUUUUAAGUUGAAAACAACUUUCUUUUCUUUUUAUAUGAUGGUUUUUUAAUACAGUCAUUAAAAAUGUUUACAAAUAAUUUUUCCCAACUGAGAAUAUUCGUACAUUAUAAAGCUGAGUGGAAAAAAAGGGAGAGUGCAGUUGGCCCUCCACAUCCAUGUGUUCCCCAUCUGUGGAUUCCACCUUGGAUUGAAAAUAUUUGAAAAAAAACCAUGGAUAAUAACAGACUUUAUUCUGUACAUGCUUAGUACAGAUGCAAUAGAUUGUAUUGUAUUCCCUGAACAAUACAGUAUAACAUCUUCUUACAUAGCAUUUACAUUGUGUUAGGUGUUAUAAGUAAUCUAGAGGUGACAAAGUAUAUGGGAGGAUGUGUGCAGGUUACAGGUUAUAUGCAAAUACUACACCAUUUUAUACAAGAGACUUGAACAUCUGUAGAUUUUGGUAUCCUCUUGAAGUCCUGGAACAAACUCCCCAUGGAUGCUGAGGGAUGACUGUACAGCAUUUUAUUUAUGCUAUAAUCUCGGUGCAGCUCACCUCCCACCACUGUCCCCGGCUACGUUCCAGAUGCUGGAAUUCUUUCUUGUCCCCAUCACCACCAUGCCCAUCACCACCACCUUCACUCCCACUUCUCAGGCCUUGACAUUUGUCAUCCCCUCAGUCUUUCCACUGCUGAGCUCUUUUCAUCAUUCCACUCAAUGCAGUGGCUAAGUAUUACCUCACAGAGCUUCCGUGACCAUGCCACCACCCAGCCACUUUCUUUCAUAUGAACUGACUUUGUUUUCUUUAUAACACUUAUCAGGAUUGAAAUGACUUUGUUCAUUUGUUUAAUUUUGGUCAGUUGCCUUCCUUGCAGGGAAAGUGCUUUGGGGCUGUGCUGUACUUUGUAAAUGCCUCUAUUCCAGCCCUCAGGUCACUGUAUUUCAAUGUUUAUAUAUUUGCCAGGCUGCUCCCACUAGGCUCUGUGCUCUUCAUUCCUCUUGGUAGCCCCAGAAGAAGGUCUGGUUCAACAUAAGUAGGCAUUCAGCAAUUCUGCAAAGGCAUCCUUUGAGCUGUGCUCUGGAGGACAGGUAGACUUUUUAUAAGCAGAGUGUGAUGAGAAGUGUUUCCCAGCAGUAGGUCUAGCAGGGGCUAAGUCUACAUGGAUGGGUGAUUGUGAUAUUUGGGCACUUGUGCCAAGAGAACAUUUCAGGCCACUUGGCUUAGGAUCCUUCACAGGGCUGUGGGCAUGUAUUGCUCAUAAGGAAGCCACAUAGUGCAAGGACUGGGUGGUUGGAUGCCUGCCAUCUCUGCCCCUUCCCCGCAAGCCCAUAUGACCUCAGCUUCCCAGAGCUCUGUGGCCCCAAGGGAAAGGCUCUGAUGUUCUAAUACCCAGCUUCCUCAGAGUCUGAAGUGCACCUUGUCACAUUCCCAGGAUUUCUGCAGAGCACACCAGGAUUCUGGAAAUCCUCUUACUAAAUUACUGCCACUACUCACAACCUGCCUCCUCCAGUUCCAAGAGGAACAGGCUUGAGACGAGACAGAAAGCGACUGUCUCGGAGGCUUUCUGUCUUCCUUUUCUUCACAGGGGAGGCUGCUCCGUUUUCUUCACAGAACCUGGACUUCUCAGAAUUACAGGAUGGGUCUGAGCUAAUCAGAGCAAUGGCACCAUUCUAAGAGCUUCAUGCAUUAAAUAUUUAAUGCUCAUUCCAACCCUAUGAUGUCAAUACAGUUAUCCCCAUUUUACAGAUAAGGAGGCAGUUUUAUAGAGUUAAGUCACUUGUUGAGAGUACCACAGACCGGCCCCAAAUCUUGUGCUUUUAAUAAUGUCUGAGAUGGGGCAGUUAUCAAACAUCUUGACCAGGCGACUGAGACCCAGGAAAGUCUGGCUGCAAAUUAAUAACUGCUUAAUGAGUAAUCCUCAGGGGAAGGCCCUGGGCUCAGUGGGUGCUGUGGGGAUACAGAGGAUAGAGCCCUGGAAGCUGGGCCGGUAGGGGGAUAAGACAAAAUGCAUCCUGAGUUCAGUGUCAUUGAAGCACAAUGUGAAAAUGUUGCACACAGAAAGAGAUGAACUACCACUGAAUGCUGCCGUCAAGAGGUAGGGGAGCCUUGGGAUUUGGGGUAGUGAGAAAGCCUCAUUUGUUUAUUCAAGUCACACUGACAAGGUGCCUACUCAGUGCCAGGCCCUUGCUGGCACUAGGGAGGGAAAGGAGAAUUAGAUGCUGACCCUGCCCUAGAAAUGGAGCAGACCCUCGAAUCAUCAUGAAACCAUGUGGCCAUGAGUGGAGACAUGAACAGGCUGCAUUAAGAGGCUCCCCUCACCCCUGGAAGUUUCAUGGGAAGGAGGGACUUGAGCAAAUCUUGAAGAUGAGCAGGGUCCCUAGAGGCUGAGAAGGAGAGACCAGGCUGGGCGUGUACUAGGGGGCAUGUGUAGGGACAGCAACACCUUACUUUUGGCCAGCAUGUUCAUUUUAAAAACGCUUUACCACUCCACUUGAACUUCAUCUCCCCAGGGAGGAGAGCAUACAUAGCAGGUACUGUGGAAA
This is a messenger RNA of Pongo pygmaeus (Bornean orangutan), 4717 nucleotides long. It is a transcript of the gene P4HA3, whose product is annotated as prolyl 4-hydroxylase subunit alpha 3. The record is from RefSeq and is a predicted model, not a curated record. Gene Ontology annotation, molecular function: iron ion binding; procollagen-proline 4-dioxygenase activity; L-ascorbic acid binding. Gene Ontology annotation, cellular component: endoplasmic reticulum. The coding region runs from base 68 to 1936 and encodes 622 amino acids. NCBI's taxonomy places the organism in Eukaryota, Metazoa, Chordata, Mammalia, Primates, Hominidae. The transcript is spliced from 13 exons. Gene Ontology annotation, biological process: peptidyl-proline hydroxylation to 4-hydroxy-L-proline.